AACGCGCUCUCCUCGUAGCAAGUGCAAAUUUGAAGCCCCAGUACUGCACAAACCAGCGACGCGAGUACGCGUAUUGGACGCAAAGCUGUUUCGUUAACCGUUACGUUUCUGUAGUAGACAUUCACGAAUACACACUAACACAAUUUAAAAAGAAAAAAUAAUACACACCUAUACAAACGAAUUUUCUAAGACUAACGCGCCCGCGCAUCGAGCAAAUUUUCAUUUUGGCUGAACACUGAAUACCCGCCGCGAGCCAGCAAAAGCAAUAACUACAAAAUAAAAACUACAACAGCAACAACAACAACGAGACAAAAGUCUGCACCAAUCAUUUUUUGGUUUUGGAAAAGUGCACACAGAAAACAAUAAUUGAACAAAAUGCAGUACUCGAGCAGCUCGGAAAAUUACUCAUCCUCUUUGAGAGAUACACCCUCGAAAUGGAACGGACGUAACGACAAGAAUUAUGCGUACAAGAAAUCAUCGUAUCAAUAUUCAAGCUCGGGCGAUAAUAAUGUAUCCUAUCAGGGCAAGCCUCCGGGCGGCGAUCAGAACAUCGAUCAGUUGGACGCGUUGCUCGAGGAUCUAAAGCAUGAGCGUCAGAUUACCAACAGAGAACGCGAAACAUUGCCAACUGGCUCUAGCUAUAGAACACUGGAACGUACUGAUCCGUCCGGAAGUGUCACGAAGACAACGCGCGUAAUCAAGACGACACAGCAUUCAGGUGGACAGCAGCCCCUUAUCGACGAUGUGGAGACCUUUAGUCCCAGGGACUAUAGCACACUGCAAUCUUCGGCCAAGUACUCCAACUUUCAGGACAGCUUAAAGCAUGACGAGUACCUGGUCAAGGAUAAACCCUACACGCUGGCUCACUCGCCGGGCGGCGGUGGUCAGUAUUCGAGUAAGUCUAAAAUCUACGAGAGCAAUCGUACGAUCAACAACAAUGUGGAAGUGGUGCCCAGCGUGAAUACCACAGAGACGGUCAAUAUUGACAGGGAGUUGCAGGAUAUUGCUUUGGGCGAUGGAAUAUUGCCUUCACCGGGCACCAAGGUGACCACAACUGUGCGCACCUACACCUAUGAGAUACCAUCGACUGGUCCCGGCAGCGCCACCAGCACCAUCAAUCGCAGCAGCAUCAACAACAACACGCUGAACAGCAGCUACAAACACCACGAGACAAUCAACUCGAAUCAGAACUACACGACACAAUUGUCGCCAUCGCAUGUGCCCCAAACGGUUGUCUACAACACGGAGAGCUACUCCACGCUGAACAAGCCCCAUGAUCGCCCGCUGGUCAGCAAUAAAUCGUACGAGAUUCGUGAGCAUAAGGAGACAACCACACGCGGAUUGAGUCCACAGCCACGUCAGUUGCCGCUGGGACCCGCUACCAGUCCCAAUGCUGGGCCGCCCAACACCAACCGUACUGUCAUCUACAACAUACACAAGACAGACAAUACGAUCAACGAGCAGCGUUAUCCGCAUAGUCCGGCCCAUAGUCCCAACUAUGGAUCGCCACAUAGUCCCGCACAGUUACAGCCGCAUCUGCCUCCGGGCGGUGGCACCAAUCGCUAUUAUUUCAAGGAGACCGAAACUUCGAACACGGUCAACACCAUACAUGGUCCGCCCAACGGCGGUGGUCCCUAUCCUCCUGUGGAUAUGGCGCCAAUCAAGCAGCUGCCGAUCACAAAUUAUCCACAGCCCCAGAAUGGCAAUGGUUAUCCGCCGAAUAACACAACCUAUUCGUAUAAAUACUCAUCCACAACGAAUACAAACAAUCGUCGUGGACCUGGUCCCGACUAUGGAUCACCGUUACCCUUCCCCGUCGACGGUGUCGAAUAUCCCGUUGGCAAUGGCAAUCCGCCACAGCGUGUGGACGAUCUAAUGCAGUCCUUCGGCACUACGGAUCACGUGGAUCGUGUGGAUAUUGAGACACCAGUGCGCAAGCGUGAGAUUGAGACAGCAGUCGCAUCGCCACAGCAGCAGCAUGUGCCCUCCGUUAACAAGGCUGGCAAGGAGGUAUACUAUCCGCCUGGCCACGAAACCAUUAUCAAUAGGCGCGAGGAGAUGCAUGCUGGUUCCGCGGGAGGCGGUCGCUGGGCCAAGGGAUCGGGCAUGUACGAGUACGAGUCCGGUUCGAAAUCAAAGACGAAAAGCAAGUCUGGUGCGGCUGUGGUGCCCCUUUGUUUGCCCCUCUGCUGUGCCAUGCCCUGCUCUAUAAUGUAAUUGAAUGGAGUUUGCAUCGCAUCGCAUCGCAUCGGAUCGGAUCGCAUCGACUACACUUGUAUAUAGGAUUCUAAUAUUGCCGUUAGGUCUAACGCUAAUUCCUGCCCCUAUCGUACAGCUUGUCGUUGAUUGAUAUUCAUAUAAUUUCUGUUAACCUAACCAAUUUUUCGGUUCGCUUCUUAUAUGGAUGCUCUAAUUGUUGUAAUUUGUUGACCAAAUUGAUUUAACUAUUAUAUUAUCUCGCGUAUAUAUGUAUAUAUAUUUCACACCAAGGCAUUGCCUGGAUUUUGUUGGAUUUCGUUUUGGUUUACCCCAAACAAGUUUUGCUCCAAAUUAUUUGCUCACGCUCCAAAAACAAAAAGAAAAAAAAAAAGAAACUGAUACAACAAAGCAUUUAUAAUACAACGUGACCAGUGAAAAAGCCGCGCAGUUCUCCAAAGUUCUGCAUAUGUUUAAGUUUUAUUUUCAAAGCCAAUUGUUUUAACUGUAUUUUGCAUACCAAACUAAUAAAUGAGCCACGGAAUCUAA
Drosophila grimshawi is the source of this 2745-nucleotide messenger RNA. RefSeq lists its product as uncharacterized. The transcript has 7 exons. The record is from RefSeq and is a predicted model, not a curated record. The coding region runs from base 376 to 2217 and encodes 613 amino acids. NCBI's taxonomy places the organism in Eukaryota, Metazoa, Arthropoda, Insecta, Diptera, Drosophilidae.